UGCAUUAACAAUCGCGCAGGCUGCACCUGCAGCUCUUGUUAGUGCUAUUCAGAAAAUAUAAAACAAACUACAAACCUCGGGUUUCUAGCAACUCAAUGGUUUCUAUCUCAGCUUCCAGACGCAUCAUGUCUGCAGCGUUUCUUCUUAAGCAUUCACCAGAGAACUUUGUUAGCGCGUCAUUAGUUGUCAUUAGUUGUCAAUACCCCGUACAAACACAUUCUUGGAGCACGACACGUGCCGCAUCAGUUAUUGUCCGAUCGCCAGAACCCUUGGUGGUCCUGUAGAAUUUCAGCCUCGAGUUCUGCCACGGGGCCGACCACCCGGAUCGGCUUUUGCCCCGCCUUAAUCACUUCUCGGCAACUGAGCGACAUGGUCAUGUUGUCCUUUGCAGCUCCCGUUUCUUCCAGCAGCCGGGUUUCUGCUACGCCGUAUACGAUCUGUCCGAUAUUGGCCCAAUACGCGGAUCCUGCGCACAUACAGCACGGCUCGAAAGUCGUGUAGAGAGUACAGUUCCACAGAAACUCCGGCCCGAAUCUACGGUACGCCUCUCUGCACAGCGUCGACUCCGCGUGGUUAAAGGUGUCGAUGUUGCCUUGCUCCAAAAGCACCUCCUUGUGCGGGCCUACCAGAAUGCAUCCAAACGGAUGCCGACCUUCUGCUUUGGCCCUCUGAGCAACUGUAAUGCAGCGGCGCAGGUUCGCGACAACCUCGUCUCUGCCGUGUUGUGUUGGAGUGAGCAUGCUGAAAAAAUCAAUUUGCAAUUUUGCUGGUGCAUGGAUGCAGUAUUUUUAUUUUCACAUUACGCGUCUGUCCAAUGUCGCGCUACAACGUCCUAUGGCGCAAGCAGACGCAGCGCAAGAACAAGACCUGGGACGGCGACGGCGUGCUGGCCGUGGUCAACGACGAGGGCAUUGUGCGCGACGACUCGGGCAAUUUUCUUGCGAGAGUCAAGAACUGCUCAAAAGUGAUCCACAACGGGGUGUUUAGAGGCGGCAGCUACGAGUUCGAGCUGGACGGCGACGAGCCCAUCGACGAGCCGUCUGCCGCGGUGCCGGCAACCCGCGCGGUCUCGGCCCCGCUUCGGAAGGCGCCGCCAAUGCGCAGCGUAGGCCUGCUCAAACGGCCCAAGUUAGCUACCAAAAGCGUCUCGGAGCUCUUGUCGACGCCGGCGCGAACAUCCGUCCCGCCUCGUCGAAACACACAGUCUUUGCACGAUGCGGCGGCGCCAGGUGCUCUGGUGAUGCCACCCCCACCCAACGCAGACAGCAGCGCCGUCAGGAACGUCGUAGUGGACCCCGUGCUCGCUGAAAAUUUACGGCCCCACCAGAAGGAAGGUGUCAAAUUCAUGUACGAGUGUGUGAUGGGAUUUCGCGACUACGAUGGGCACGGCGUGCUGCUGGCAGACAGCAUGGGGCUGGGCAAGACGUUGCAGACAAUCACGCUCGUGUGGACGCUGCUGAAACAGAGCCCUGUAGCAGGAGACCCUCCCGUGGCACGCAAAGUGUUGAUCUGCUGUCCCGUGACUCUUGUGAUGAACUGGAAAAAGGAGUUUCGCAAGUGGCUCGGCCCGAACCGUGUGAGCAUCCUGGCACUGAACGGCUCCUCGAAUAACGACAAGCAGAACAUCCAGGGUUUUGCAAAUACCAACGUCUACCACGUGAUGAUUAUCGGGUACGAAAAAAUGCUCACCGUUGCAGACGACGUUGGGGGCAUCAAGUUCGACUUGGUCGUGUGCGACGAGGGCCACCGGCUCAAGAGCGGGAGCAACAAGGCACUCAAGGUACUGGAGUCGCUUGAUAUCAAGCGCCGGGUGCUUCUUUCGGGCACGCCGAUCCAGAAUGAUCUGACAGAGUUCUACAACGUGGCGAACUUUGUGAACCCCGGCGUGCUGGGCGACUUCAAGAGCUUCCAGCGCAGAUACAUGCGGCCGAUCCUGCGUGCUCGCGAGGCAAACUGCACAAACGGGGCGGUGUUGGAGCAGGGCGAGGCUGCCUCGCGCGAGCUCAUCGAAGUGACCAAAAAAUUCACGCUGCGGCGAACGAUCGAGGAGAUCACCAAGUUCUUGCCGCGUCGCUCCGACUACGUGCUGUUUGCGCCGCCCACAAAGCUGCAGAUCAGGCUGUUCGAAUCGCUACAGAAAACCGCACAGUUUAGCAAGAUUCUCAACGCGGCCCCGGCGAACGACUCGCUGCAGCUCAUCACGACGUUCCGCAAGAUAUGCAACUCGCCGGCGCUUUUGACCGAGGACGCCAUGUUUGCCGGGUUGUGUGGCGUGGACGAGUUGCGCGAAGAGCUCGGCAGCAAAGUGCGCAGCGCAAAAAUCAUUCUUCUGGUGAAGCUCCUCAAAGGCAUUUAUAAACUCAAGCAGGAGAAGGUUGUUGUUGUGUCAAACUUCACCCAGACACUGGACGUGCUGGAGAAACUGAUGAACGUGUUGGAGCUGCCGUUCACGCGGCUCGACGGAGCGACGCCAGCCAACCUGCGUGACAAAAUUGUCUCUGACUUUAAUAAGGCCUCCUGGGACAUGAGUUUUGUGUUUCUUCUCAGUGCCAAGUCCGGUGGCAUGGGUUUGAAUCUCGUUGGAGCAUCCCGAUUGGUCUUGUUCGAUAACGACUGGAACCCGGCUGUGGAUCUGCAGGCCAUGGCCAGAAUCCACCGUGACGGCCAGACAAGACCGGUGCACGUGUACCGGCUACUGACGGCAGGUUGCAUCGACGAGAAAAUCUUCCAACGCCAGUUGAUCAAGACAAGUCUUAGCGACAAGUUCCUGGACGACUCCACAGACUCGAACGAGAACUUCUUCGAUACAACAGACCUCAAAGAUCUGUUUAGUGUGUCGCAGGUGAACUCGAACACGCACAUGUUGCUGGACUGCCAGUGUCCAGGAGACGGCAGAGAGCUCGAAUACGCAGAGCCUGCCAAAAUUAAGCGGGAGCUCAGCUUUAUAUCUGCUCUUAAUUAUCAGGACCCGAAUAUAGACGGGGAGAAGAGAAAACAGCAGAUCAAACGGUGUCUGAUGGACUACCGCCAUUACGACCCGGCCACCGGCGCACGCACAGGCGACCCGGUCAUCGAUAGCAUUAUAGACUCCCAGGAGCCCGGAAAACCGGCCAUCUCGUACAUAUUCAUGAAAAAUUAAUUGCUUCGCUAUUUACCCAACUUGCCCAGACGUGCCUCAGCAGCACGAGCGCGCUGUUCGCGCAAAACGCGCAUUCUCUGCUCGGGCGUCAGUGAGUUGAGGUUCUGCUGCUCGGUGAUGCCGAGCGGCCUUCCACGGCCAAAUUUCCUGCUACGCUCCUCCUCUGCUUGCUGCUUGACCUUCUCGAGCUCCUCGUCUAUUAGCCUUUGGGACUCUUGGUCACUCUGUCUUUUCUCCUCACUAAGAAUUCUUUCCACCUCCUCCUUCGUCAUUGGCUCUUUCACUCUCGCCGCUUCCCAGUCGCAGUAGUCUUCUCCCAAAAUGUUUCUGGCCACCUGGAAGGAGUAUCUUGCAUGCUGCGAAGCAAGUUCGUAGGCUGUGCGGCCGUGGCGGUUCUUGAUGGCUGGGUCGGCUUUCAGGUUCACCAGGAGGACCUGACACAUGUGGCUGAGCUUGUUGGCAGCCGCGUAAUGCAACAUGGUCGGCGUGUUGGCGUAUUCUGUCUCCGGUUGCAACUCCAUGUUGACGUCAAUUUUAUUUUUCUUCACAAACGAAAUCAAAGCCGGAGCUUUUGACCGUCUGAGCAGACUGACCAGCUCCUUGGAAAUCUCUAUUUCUGGUGCCUCCUGUUUGGCAGGCGUCGACUGCUUCUGAAUCCGGCUUCGGGCUAGAGCUUCCUGCUGACGCUGUGCGCGCUCCACCUCGUCUUUCCGUGCCUUAGGCAGGUCCAGUAUCUUCAAAUAGCAGAGUUCAAUCCAGGCCCGUUUGAGCUCAGAUGAUGUUGGUCUCUUCGUGGUGAAAGGGAAAUGUCUGACUCGCGGGUCGUCGCUCUGAAUCGGAGAGUUUGGAUAGCCAACGAUGAUUUUGUGCGACGCUGAUCCGCUCGCCUUGAUGAAUAUGUACUCGCAUUCAUCCAGCUCCUUCUUCCACUCGGCUAACAAAUUACGAAUAUCCUGCUGCAAUGCCUGUUCGUUGUAUCUUCUCAGAGUUGAACCGGCACUUUUGGCCUUUCCCUUAGCAUUGUCACUAGCGUUCUGCGCGCCUCCUUGCUUCCGUCUCGUUGUGUAUCUGUGGAACGUCUUGUGGUGUAAAAUGCGCACGCUCUGCAUUCUGAGCUCCUCUGGCGACCCGCUGUUUCCUUUCGUAUUGAUUCUUUGGUGAGACAUAAUGGCACCUGCAAAAUGACCUCCUCCCAGCAUGAAUAGGGCGCUCUUGCCAGAGCCCAGUGUUGCAAGUUUAUUGAGGCUUUCAAGCGGCUCCUCGUUCUGUGCAUUUAGCACUGUCUUGUAGGCACCAAAACAAAGUCCAGCAUCGAGCAACGAGCUCUGAAAUAGGACGAACGGCGACUGUGUGUUGAGGUAGCUGACAGAAGACUCCUCGUCCUCAGACUCACUUUCCGACCCAGAGAUACUCAGCUGGUCCAUCAUUUCCUCAAAUUGGGCCUCGCUCACUGUAGCGAGUCCGGCAGACGAUCUCUUGCGGUUGAAUCGCUCAAAGUCGUCUUCUUCGUCCCUGGGCUUGGGCCUCGAAAUGUAGCCAAUAUUGGAUGCCGCUUCCCGUUCCUUGGGCUUCGCCUCCAGCGUAUGCGAGUCAAAGUACAUGAGCUCCAAAGAGCCGAGCACGGACUUGCUCAGGCUGAAUAUAUACAAGUCUGAGAGCUCAAAAGAAUGUGUCAUAGAAAU
Molecule: messenger RNA, 4821 nt
Organism: Ogataea polymorpha
Lineage: Eukaryota; Fungi; Ascomycota; Pichiomycetes; Pichiales; Pichiaceae
Exons: 1
Coding region: 815-3139 (774 amino acids)
Biological process (GO): reciprocal meiotic recombination; double-strand break repair via homologous recombination
Cellular component (GO): nucleus
Molecular function (GO): DNA translocase activity; ATP-dependent chromatin remodeler activity; ATP binding
Source: RefSeq, a predicted model, not a curated record